This is a messenger RNA of Parnassius apollo (apollo), 393 nucleotides long. NCBI's taxonomy places the organism in Eukaryota, Metazoa, Arthropoda, Insecta, Lepidoptera, Papilionidae. The record is from the annotation of a GenBank genome assembly.
AUGACUUUUCCAGUUGUGGUUGAUUCGGACGAGAAUGAAAUAGUCUCCCUUCAACUAGAGCAAAUUAGGAGCAUAUUGGAAGAGGCGAUUUUGGAAACGCGCAGCAUGCCUCUCGAAAAUCGACCGCGACUUCCCCGCAUACCCCCAAGCAAGCGAAAUCAGGCUGUCAUGAAGGCUCUUAAUCCAAUGCUGGUGACCUAUUUGGAAGCCAGCCGGGACCUUUGCAAGGCGGACUCAAUUAUUUUUUUGGCGCCGCAAUGGCAGUUUGCCGUAUUAUUGGCGCCAAACUUCCCAUGGCUGGAUGCGCUACUAGACAAACUAGCGUCAUCCCAGCCUGGAGAAAAAGAAUCGAGGACCGUAUCGCAAAGGCAAGGGCCCUUAUUGGCAGACUGA